Molecule: messenger RNA, 1596 nt
Organism: Prorocentrum cordatum
Lineage: Eukaryota; Dinophyceae; Prorocentrales; Prorocentraceae
Source: the annotation of a GenBank genome assembly
AUGAGUGGCCAGCAUGGCUCUGCCGCACCCACGGAGUCCCAACCUGCUACGCCGCGCAGCGAGCAGGAGGCGCCCCCAGCGAAGAUUGCCAGAGCUGGUGGUGAUGACAAUAACGAGAUACGUGCUUAUGUUGAUCGGACUCGGUCUGAGCUGUUCGGCGCCCUCGACGGCGUCAAGCGGAGCCUGUCUGGCAUCACGGAGAAUCUGGACAAACACUUCUACGGGCUCAGCCAGCAGCUGGAACAGCGCUUCUCCAGAGUUGAGGCGCGAGUCGACAACCACCAGAAGUCCAUCACUGACAUGCAGGCCGAGAUCGCCGAGAUGCGCCUGCUCCUCAACUGUGUCAAGACGGAGACCCCGACCACCACGACACCUGUUUCUCAAGCAUUUCAUAGAACGACGAACCCGAGCAUCAUCGUGGUUCGAGCCCAGGCGCUCGUCUCGUCGGCGAAGGUCGCGGAGUGUAUUGGCCCGUGGCUCGCCGAUUGCAACCUCGACGUGGACGACUGGGAGGUCUCCACCCUCGAGGGCCCUGCAGCGCGUCGCUUCACAGUCACCAUCAGAGGCGCUGCUGGCUAUGCUGCCAGGAAGGUUGCCCAGUGCCUCGGCAACCUCAGGAACCACGACAACACAUACAGGAGGUUCAACACUGUUGACGUGGCUGGUCAGCAAAUACAAUUGUUCGUGUCGAGCGACAAGAACACGUUCCAGAUCAAGCGAGAGUUGUUCAUCAAGCAGGCUCGCAAGCUCCUUUCGGAGAAGUACGAGCACAAGCGUUUCUUCACAGACCGCGGCAAGGGCGAGAUCUCUUGCCAAUGGCGCCCCAUCCUUCGGAUCACGCCGGUCGACGGGGAGGCCCCGACGAUCGAAUGGGACCGCACCGUGUGCAGCGAGCUGGGCAUCGACAACGACGGCAUCGGCAUGCAGCUCAAGACCCUGUUCUGUGGUCCUGAGGAGACCCAUGGUUCUUCCGAGGACCUCCAGGACUUCCUGCAUUUCAGCAAUCACAAUUUUGAGGCUGUCUUCUCGGGCUUCGACUCCAGGCGGAAAGGAGGUGUGGCCACCCUGCUCCCCUCCCCGUGCUCCUCCUUCGGCUUCGGCGCUUCGUCUAGCGUCACAGGCAGGGCUCUGGUUGUGGGCAGAGCGCUCUACACCUGUGUCAAGCUAGGCUCGCGGUCUUGUGGGUGCUCGGAGAUUUUCACCAUCCACCACUUUAACAUCCAUAACUUCAAGCUAUCUUCGGAAGAGGUCCGUCUCAUCGUCUCAUACAUCGACUCAUCUCUGGAACUUGUUCGUUGCCAUCCUCAUUCGCACUUUGUGGUGGUGGCUGGUGAUUUCAACUUCUCGAGCGAGCCGCCGCGCCCGACCAUCCCGCCUCCGAACUUUGCCCUUGCGCCGGUGGUGCAGGAAUGGUUUGCAUCGCGAGACUCUGGCUGGAGGUCCACCUUGGGAGCCAUGAUCGAGAUCGAUACCCCUGACAUGACACACUACAACGGCACAUUCGACCAUGCGUCCAAAAUCGACAGGAUUUUUGUCUCGGGCCCCAGUUGGAGGCUUACUCAGAUGUCGAUCACGGCUGCCACGAUAGAGACGCCU